Molecule: messenger RNA, 1590 nt
Organism: Ophidiomyces ophidiicola
Lineage: Eukaryota; Fungi; Ascomycota; Eurotiomycetes; Onygenales; Onygenaceae
Exons: 4
Coding region: 1-1590 (529 amino acids)
Cellular component (GO): cytoplasm; microtubule; membrane
Molecular function (GO): GTP binding; GTPase activity; microtubule binding
Source: RefSeq, a predicted model, not a curated record
AUGAAGGAUGAAAACCUGGGCCUUGACGCCAACUUUACACCCUCUGGUACAUUCGUGGAUAUUCACAUAGAUCAAAACCGGCAUGCUCUGUCACAGUCAAUCGGUACGUCACGGCGUAUCUGGCUUCUGUACCCUCCCACUGAGUCCAACCUCCGUGUCUUUGUUGGAUCAUCUGGUGAAAGUGGUCGUCUCACCAAGAUAUCCGGCCAGCUAGAAGGGGGUUAUAUUAUUCAAGCUAGUUCAUCCGAGAUUAUCUACCUUCCUCCCGCCUGGCUUCACGCCACCUUCACAGUAUGCAGUGGUGUGCUGGUCGGUGUUAAUUUUGUCUCACUCGAAAGCCUUGCCACUAUGAGCCAUAGUCUAUGUGUUCGCUUUCCAUACUUCUUCCGGCUCCCGCAUAAUUUUGAAGAGGAUUUCAAAGUUCACCAGGAAGCUAUUGAGAAUUUUCUUGGCUCUGAGCAUGAUCAGGGAAUCGUCGAAAGUGUCAUACAGAGCUGGAUUCAAUUGGCUGGGGCGUUCCGAUGCAAAGACCCCAACCCCGAUCUAGCAGAGAACGCGCUGCAAGACAUGCUUCAUACCACUGGUUCACUUGCAGCACUAGAGAGCGAUGAGCAGAGACAAGCUCUCAAUAUCGUCGCCCAGCUCCGCAAGUACGGCCUUGAGAGCGUGCUUUCGCUCCCCCAACUAGUGGUCUGCGGGGAUCAGCCUGCGGGGAAGAGCUCUGUUCUCGAGGCACUCACCGAAAUCCCAUUCCCAAGAAAUGACAAUCUCUGCACAAGGUUUGCAACUGAAAUCAUUCUUCGUCGAGCCCCAACAAAUUCCCUGCAGAUCAAGGUGAUACCAGAUCCUGAGAGGCCGGCCUUAGAAAAAGAAAAUAUCAGGGCUUUUAGCGAGGUUAUCACCGAUUUUGAUGAGCUCCCAUAUCUAAUGGCGAAAGUCACAACUCUUAUGGGCAUUGACGCUACUGCCGAUGCAAGCCGUCCGCGCCGCGCCUUUGCAAAGGAUACUCUCAGCAUGGCCAUCAAAGGCCCACAGCGUCCGCAGCUCACCGUGGUAGAUCUUCCGGGAAUAGUUCAAUCAGAAACAAAGGAUACGUCUCAGGAAGAUGUGGCCUUGGUCUCAGAAAUCACGGAACAUUAUAUAUCCCAGCCUCGCACAAUUUGCCUUGCCGUCGUCUCCGCGACCCAUGACUACGCAAACCAGGAAAUUCUAAGCAAAGUUCGGAAAUUUGAUAAGGAAGGAGAGCGUACCCUUGGAAUUAUUACCAAACCGGACAGACUAUCACCCGGAUCAGGGUCAGAAGAAGCAUUUAUAGAUCUGGCAAACAAUCAGGAUAUACAAUUCAAACUGGGCUGGCACGUUCUUAAGAACCGUAGCUUUGAAGAAACAUCAUUUUCAUUCCACGAACGUAAUGCAUCGGAGGCUGCGUUUUUUCGCAAAUCCAAUUUCAAGGUUCUGGCGCCCGAAACGCUCGGUAUCAGACAAUCCAUUAGAGAUGACAACUUUCCUCCAUCUCCAGCUUGUUUGGAGAAAUUUUAUCCACCAACAGUUCGAAUUGAUGACAAAUGGUUGCAAGCAAGAAGAUCAUAG